AUGUCGGGGUUGUGUGGUAUCCGCCCUGAAGGGAUCGUGGCUCAUUCAAAGUUCGGUCCUCUACCAUCAUCGUGUUUUUUCGACAGUGUUGUUGUGCCUUUGCCAGCAUGGAUCCGUAUCAUUGUCACGUUUGCACUCUUUCACUUUGUCGUUCCCGUCCUCGUCGUGGACAAGAUCAAGCGGUAUGAAGUGAAGCACGAAUGGCAGAGACACGCCCAACUGUCGUUCUAUUACUUCACCAUCCUCGUCGUUUUCAUGAUGGAGGCCAUGGAAAUUGGUAGGCUGGCAUCCAUCACCUUUGGCGUCGGCCUGCUCCCGUUUGUUUUUGCGGGCUGUGGUGUCUGCGCCGUCAUGCAGUCCACGCGGGGUUUCCAGCGCCGCAUUCGCAACUGGCAGCCAGCCAACAUCAUCUUCUGGAUCAUGAGCAUCGCCGUCACCUCCAUUAAGUUUGUGACCAUCGUAAAGGCGGGACAGGCCAAUCCGCAGGCCAGACGUGCCGGCUCCGACUACCCGACUACUCACCAGCUUCAGGACCUUGGCGUUCUCAUUGCCUGCUACAUUCUCCUGCUCGUCAACGAGAUCGCCCUCAUGUUCCAGAAGACCUGGGAGGAGACUGUCGACGCCGAGAACAUGAAGAAGCUCCGCCUCGAGCGCUCCAUCAGCGACCAGGCCCGCUACGAUCUUACCCGCGCCAUCGAGGAGGGCUACUACCCGUCCGGCGUCACCUACCUCACCCUCAGGCUGGAGGGCGAGUCCGCAAGCGACAAGGAUGUACCGAGCAAGGAAGACGAGCUUAAGAAGACGGCCAGCCACAACGCUUCCAUUGCGGGAUCGUCUUCCAGCGCCAGCGAGAAAGGCAAACGCACCAUGGACGAACCGAUCGAGCCUGUCCCCAUGAUCCCACCGAGCUUCCGAAACAGCGAGCGGUGGUCGUCUGCCAUGACCCUGAAGGACGCUGCCGCAAGUGACGACCAGCUCAACGAGAAGAACGGCCUCAGCAAGAAACGCGACACCGCCAGAUGGUCGGCAAUGACUCUCAGGGAGCCGGCGCCCAUCCGCGACCCCAACGACAAGCGCGGCUCAGGAUUUGGCGGCGCAAAGGCUUCGCCCACGUUUGAAAAUAUCCAAGAGACGGAGGCCCUGGAGGGCGUCGAGCCGAUUCACCGCUACGCCGAAGAGAGAGCCGCCCAGAAGGCCCUCCUUAGCGAGGCCCCGUUCUCGAUCAAUAGGGACAGCCAGCCGCCUCGCAGCCCCUCCGAAGCACACCGAUCCUUCCUCUUGAAGCCCGCCAACCCCAACCCGCACGGAGAGCGGUGGUCUGCCAUGACGCUCAGGAAUGACGGCACAGUUCCGCCGACCAGGGAGGAGCAUCAGCCCAUGAUGUCUUCCGCCAGUACACCCGAGAGGAAACCUUCCGGCUCGGGCGAGAGAAACGCCAUGAGGCGGUAUUCCGACUGCUCGUCACGGUCCAUCCGGCGAUUCUCUGCGCGCAACGAUCUGAGGGAGGCUGCGGCUACGGCGGCCGCGUUCGUGGACGGGGAGGAUAUGUCUAUGGGAUCGCCGACGGAGGAGACGCAUUUGCAGCAACAUCAACCGCCCUCGCCAUGA
This is a messenger RNA of Colletotrichum chrysophilum, 1608 nucleotides long. RefSeq lists its product as uncharacterized. The record is from RefSeq and is a predicted model, not a curated record. Lineage: Eukaryota; Fungi; Ascomycota; Sordariomycetes; Glomerellales; Glomerellaceae. The coding region runs from base 1 to 1608 and encodes 535 amino acids. The transcript has 2 exons.